Drosophila ananassae is the source of this 1011-nucleotide messenger RNA. It is a transcript of the gene Lsm11, whose product is annotated as U7 snRNA-associated Sm-like protein LSm11. NCBI's taxonomy places the organism in Eukaryota, Metazoa, Arthropoda, Insecta, Diptera, Drosophilidae. The transcript has a single exon. Gene Ontology annotation, cellular component: U7 snRNP. The record is from RefSeq and is a predicted model, not a curated record. Gene Ontology annotation, biological process: mRNA 3'-end processing by stem-loop binding and cleavage. The coding region runs from base 1 to 837 and encodes 278 amino acids. Gene Ontology annotation, molecular function: U7 snRNA binding.
AUGACUAAUCAACAGCCUAAGGAUAAAACUUUGGAGAAAGAAUAUUCAGAGCUCAGAGAAUCAGAUCCCGAUCUUGAAUUGGAUGUGGGCAGCGAGCGGUUUAAUCCACUACGUGCCCUCUAUGAACCCAACUACAAGAUUACGGACACAGCGCCCAAAGUUCUAUACCAGAAUUUGGCAGCCUUCGAGAGUGCACUGAAAAAGUUUGGAGUUUGGCAACUAAACAAGCGGAAAAAAUCCGAAUCAUCAGGAAGCGUGGCUUCACAACCAACACCGGCAUCAGGUUCGCACCAAACGGUCGAGAAAAAAACAAAAUCUAUUCCAAAAUUGGCCAAUUUGGAAGUUCCUCAACGCCGCUUUGAACUUCAUCAGAUGCCCACGUUGAAAACUUCGAGUAAAAAACAUAGGCGCAAUAUUUUUACAUACAUGGAUGCAUCCGCUGGGCCUCUAGCUCUUUUAAGGAGCUGUGUGCCUUCCUCGAACAAAACGCAGCCAACAGCCGCGUCACGAAUUCGAGUAGUUGUUCGGAAGCAAGGACAAGUUGGGGGAAGCGUGGAAGGCGAGUUGGUGGCCUACGACAAGCAAUGGAAUCUCCUUCUGCGAAAUGCCACCGAGACUUGGAGGAGAAGGAAACACAACUACGGUCACCAGAAUAUCUGCGACGAAUCCGUAGAUUGCAGUGAGAGGCUCAUGGAGCUGGGCAUCUCGCUUCCAAAGCUGAUUGUGAAGAGCCUGAACCGAAAGAACGUGGAAAUAAAGCGAUAUCUGCCACAAGUUUUAAUACGCGGCGAAAAUGUGGUUCUAGUUAGUUUAAUUUCUAAGGAAAAUUGUAUAUGAUAGAGCUGUUUUAUUAUUAACUGGUGUACUCCAUCGGCACACACUCCUCGGCAGCAACCUCAUGUGACGGCGAAUGUUCUCCCAUCAGGUGAUGUAGCGUCUCAUUGGAGUAGCUAAAAGAUUACAUGAUAGUUUACAUUAAAUUAUAAAAAAAAUAAAUGCUAUAUUACCAUU